GUGUGAUAAAGGAAGAAGCGCUCCGGUAUGCGGGGUGACCGGUGCAGUGGGCAGUGACCUUCCGCGACUCGUUCCUGCUGCGUGCACUCGGUCCCACCGUGCCGACUAUACGGAAUGAGACAUCUUCCGGACAGGUUACCCCCCUCCCCCCCCCGCUGCGCGCCGCACGACAUCCAGUCAGGUCAGAGGUGGGGGGGGGGGGGGGGUCGGAGAGCCGGCCGGACCGGACUGGAUCAGAGGCAGCGCGGCCACCGUUGCUGCCUGUCUCACAGUUGUCUCGGUGGUGGUAGUCGGUGCAGGUACGGUUCAGCCCGGGCCCGUACUGAACACAACGGCACAUUGCUGGCCCGAAGACGGUUCGCCAGCAGUGGUAUCAGCCUGAAUUAGUGGUGAUUGGGACAGACAUCGUUAGUGCGUCGGCCAGGGACUAGCGUUUGGUUCUGACACGUUGGUGCUGGAGUUCUGAGUUUCCAGUGGUGCCGGUGGUGCUGCUGAUCUGAGCAACUGCGGUGACGGGCCGCGCGGAACACCAGAAGUGGCUGAGCGGCACCGUUGGUGCGCUGCUGGAAUCAGGACUGGUGCGUUCACCAGCCGAGUGGUGCCACUGGUGCUGCCUGAAGUUGGUGCUCGACAUGCGGUGGACGGUGGUGCUGGUCUUCGCUCUGGCGGCAGGCGCUGGCGGCCAGUCACUGGCAGACCGAUUUCUGUCGUUCUUCUAUCGGCAAACGUGCGAUGACCUGCGUCACUCCCUGUUUGAGGUGGACACCCUGAGCGACUGCUCGGAGGCGCUCGGGUGUCCGCUCAACCAGCACUGCGAACCGUUCACCUGCCAGGGACUGUUCGUGCACCGGUGCGUGUCCAACUUCCGUAUCGGUGCGUCGUGCCAGCGCGGCGAGCAGUGCAACACGGGCUUCUGCCACCCGACCUCCAGCACGUGCCAGCCGAGCGAGGGCGCCUGCCCGGAGCAGAUGCUGAACGCGGGCGGCAUCUGCCUGGGACUGCCCGCGUUCCGCGCCGCCUCGUGGACGGACGCACGCGCCGCAUGUCCUGCGCUGUUCGGCGUAGGCGCCGCGCUGGUCUCCCCAAUCAACCGUGUCGAGCAGCAGAACCUACAAACGUUCCUGGUGCUGCGUCGAGCUGCCGAAGAGCAGCCCUACAUCGGCAUAUCCGACCUACAGCGCGAGGGAGAAUUCCUCUUCGACGCCGGCGGCGCCCCGGUGGAGACUUUCAGCGCCUUCCUGGCGGAGGACCUGGCGCUGAACAGUCGCCGGCUCAGCUGCGCCACACACCGGCCCGUGAGGCUCGGGGUCGACCAGAACGGCUGGCAACUCAGUGAGUGUGACGGCAGCAGGAGGUUCGUCUGCCAGGCGGAGCCCAGAGUCGGACAGUGAGAGCUGCGUGACGCCGCACUGGCUUAAAUGACACCGUGUAACACACGGUGGGAGAGAAAAACAGCGGCAAUGGUGAGUGCGUUGGCCCUUGACUUGUCUCGCAGAUCACCGUAUACGCGUAAAGACGAUGAUAGCGCAAUGAUAUCGGCUUGUGGUGACUUGAAAGACGCAUGGCUGUCUACGGUGAAGUGGCGAUAAAUGAACUGUCACAUCGCUGGCCACUAGGCUUCACAGAUGACCGUGCCCAGUGCGAUAUGUGCUUUAGAACGUCAGCCCUGCGUCAUGCGUGAGUCGGUAGAAGGUCAGCAACAUGAUCGACAGUGGAAACAUACAUACACCAGUCUGCAAGUGGAAGACGUUCACGACAACGAAGAUGAGCUCAAUGCGUUCCGUGGUCACGGGUCAUCGUAUAACAAGCAACGAGGACAGUGAUGAGCCAUAACCACCAAGCCUGCAAACGGCCAACCGGACAAUGCACGGACCCCACGAGUCCCAGCAUUCUUCCUGGCGUGGUGGAUUACAGUAUAUCGUCGGUUAUCGUUUCAUGUCAGGUGAAACGAGCAAUGCCUGAGGAAUCAAGCCUUUACGCGAGUUCUGUCUACCUUGACGCUCAACUCGUAGUGCCCGUUUUGCAUAAUCUUAACGCGACGGUCUUGUGACGGCAUCUGAUAAGCGGUAUCUCAUGAUAAUAAUUGACGUUUUUUGAUUGAGUACCGAAUCCUUACAAGUGCUCGUGGUCUUGCUCAGAUCACAACAUGUGCAUUGGAGUAUGACUUCAGUGUUAAGCUCAAAGUAUUGAGACGUUACGCAGUGCAUAUGUGAUAUGAUCUGAGACACCAAAUAAGCCGAAAGCCGUAUAUGUAGAUGUCCCUGUGACUAAACUAACCGGACGGGCGGUCUCCACCGACUCCACCGAAUACCGUUGCAGCGUUGAAAUCAAAGCCGGGUCCCGAACAACUAUGACCAGAUGUCGGCUACGCUGCUCCUGGGCUGCAUCUGAGAUGUUGAUGUUUAAUCGGUCGAUGAAGAGCCGCAGUUUGAGUUUGUUGUUUUAUUGCUGAUGUGUCAUAUAUGGAUACCUAUUUGUGUGUUUCAAAGACCUGGCGAUGAACUGUUUGUCAAAAAUAAACGUCCAUCACUGUAA
Amphibalanus amphitrite is the source of this 2535-nucleotide messenger RNA. RefSeq lists its product as uncharacterized. NCBI's taxonomy places the organism in Eukaryota, Metazoa, Arthropoda, Thecostraca, Balanomorpha, Balanidae. The record is from RefSeq and is a predicted model, not a curated record. The transcript has 3 exons. Bases 633 to 1391 code for a protein of 252 amino acids.